Messenger RNA from Sphaeramia orbicularis (orbiculate cardinalfish), 3239 nucleotides. RefSeq names its product galactose-3-O-sulfotransferase 3 (gene gal3st3). Gene Ontology annotation, cellular component: membrane. The record is from RefSeq and is a predicted model, not a curated record. Gene Ontology annotation, biological process: glycolipid biosynthetic process. The transcript is spliced from 3 exons. The coding region runs from base 278 to 1678 and encodes 466 amino acids. NCBI's taxonomy places the organism in Eukaryota, Metazoa, Chordata, Actinopteri, Kurtiformes, Apogonidae. Gene Ontology annotation, molecular function: galactosylceramide sulfotransferase activity.
AUGACAGACAGUGGAUCGGCUGCCUCGCGCUGACUCCACCACCUGAACAUUUAGCGAAACAGUAGCGACUGAGCGAACAAACAAAUGUAAGCAAAGACGAACAGGAGGAGCGAAGAAGAAAGAAGAAGCGGAGGAGAGCAAAGGGGGGCAGGCAGGCAGCCGGCUGGACCCGGGACCGGGAGCCGCGCGUCCGCAAGGGGCAGAAAUUAGCGCCACGAGCGUCACAUCCCAUCAGCCCGAGCUCUGAGAUGACAAAGUCCCACUGAAACGGUUAAAGAUGUCGCAGAAGAAGAUAUUUCUGGUCUUCAUUGCCAUCAGUACUCUCAGUCUUCUGCUACACCAUGGAGGUCACUUGAGCUGGACCAUGGAGGCCUUCCACAUAGGCUGCCCUGCUCUGCGCUCCCACCCCUAUCCAGGCCUGAAGCCUAAGCACACCAAUGUGGCCUUUCUCAAGACCCACAAAACGGCCAGCUCUACAAUGCAGAACCUUUUGUUCCGCUUUGCAGAGCGCAAUAACCUGACGGUGGCUUUACCUGUGCAGGCCUGCACCCAUCAGUUCUGCUACCCGCACUCCUUCACCUCACACUUCAUCCACCCUCACACGUUGCCACCAAACAUCAUCACCAGCCACAUGCGUUUCAACAAGGGUGAGCUGCAACGUGUCAUGCCCAAUGACACUAUUUAUGUUACAAUUCUGAGAGAGCCCAGCUCAAUGUUUGAAUCCUUAUUCACGUACUACAACCAGUACUGUCAGAGCUUCAAGAGGGUCCCCAACGGCUCCCUGGAGGCCUUCUUAGAAGAACCUUGGCGCUACUACCGGCCAGAGGAGAAGGACUCCAUGUAUGCACGCAAUACUUUAACCUUUGAUUUGGGUGGAGACAAAGAUCACGUGGCAACAGAUGUGGGGUACGCCCGCAAAUUUGUGGCAGAAGUGGAGCGAGUGUUCUCCUUGGUAAUGAUUGCAGAGUAUUUUGAUGAAUCACUGGUUCUCCUUCGCCAUCUUCUCUCCUGGGAUCUGGAUGACAUCCUGUAUUUUAAACUCAAUAUGAGGACACCAAGCUCCAAGCGGAGCCUCACACCAGGCCUUCCUGCCAAGAUCCGUGCCUGGAAUUCACUUGAUGCUGCUCUCUACGACCACUUUAACACUUCAUUGUGGCAACAACUGUCAGCCCUGGGUCCAGCUUGUGUGGGCAGAGAGGUGCAGCUCCUUCGUCGAGCCCAGGAGAGAUUGAUGAGGACCUGUUUUGGUGGUCAGACACCACUCCUUCGCUCAGCUGCACAGAUCAAAAACAAAGAUCUACGCCCCUGGCAGCCUAGUGGGAAAGUUGACAUUGUGGGGUAUGACCUCCCAGUAAAUAUGAGCCGUGGGUUCUCAAGCAAGGUCCAGGAGCUCUGUCUCAAGCUCAUUAUGCCAGAGGUCCAAUACACACGGGUUCUCCUACGUUCCCAAUCCUUACGCUACCGUCGAAACCACCAGCUUCGGCCUCAACACCAGUUGCAUCCACCCCAGCAGCCAAUACGUACAGUAAUGCCUCGCAAACCUCAAAUCCACAACCAGCAGCAACCUGCAGCUCCAGCCCCAGUUUCAGCAACAGGAUCUCCCUCCACUUCACAUCCUGGGACUCUGGGUCGAAUCACAAAGACAGGGCCUCGAUCUACACCGCCCCAGACCUCAUAGACUUGAAAACAGAAAGCCUGAUAUAUAAUCUGCCCAACAGACUGCAGUGCUCUGCCUAUCCUGACCCACAACACAAUGAUGCUUGUUCAUGCUGACCACUUGGGAAAAGUCUGCGUGGGAUUUAAAUGAAUCACAUUGCUAGUAAUUUUGAUUGAAAUAGGAAAAGGAGAAGAGAGGGACGACAUCUGAACGUGAUGUGAACUUGAUUCUACCCAUCUCCUUGAAUCUAUCUAUCUCUGAUCUGUGAAAUGGUGUCAGGGUCGGCAGACAUGAGGGCAGCAGAAAUUGACACUGGGACUCGGCUCAAUUGUACACCCCUACACGCCUGGCUGCAGUAAAUAGAACAAGGUUUUAGGUGAAACUUGUUCUUUGAAGCAAAUCUGUUAUGUGCAAAUGGAACACAAUAGGAGAGUGGUGAUAUCAGCCCAAUUGUCUGACACAAAGUGGUCUUUGUGUGCAUCACACUGGUAUGGUAUCAUGUUACUUGCUUUUAUUCUCAUUUUGGAAGCUCCCUUUUCCAGUCUCUCAAUCCCAGCACAUAUGCCACGCACAGUCCUUGAGAGAUACAUAAUGAGAUACAGGAAUCAGCUCUCAGGCCUCCGAGGUGACUCCCAAGAGGCCACAGUCAUUAAGAUCACCUCUGAGCAUUUAUACAACAGCACAAUCAACAACUCUUCUCUUCUUCUUUUAAACUCUACAUACGGGAAGCAGUGGAGGCAGAGGAGUGCAAAAAGCCAGGUACAUGGAGAAAAACUUUAACCAAGGAUUAUUCCUAAAGACUGAUGGGUAAUCCGUUUGGCUGCCCUUUAUCACUCUGACUCACCCACACUGACCUCUCUGGCUUCCUACUACGUAUCCUUGUCUCGACCCUGCUGAUGCCCUCAUGUCGCUGCAGGGGGCACCUUCGACAUAUUUUCCUUCCUCAUCCUUUAUAACUGCAGUUUACGUUAGACCAGCAGCUCAUGGCCCUGUUUUAACCUGAUAUUAAAAUGUGUUUUUCAUGAUCUCACCCCACGUGUAAACGCAACAUUAGAAUGCGUACCCACAUGCAUCUCAAAUGUAAAGAAACCAUCAGCAGAGUAAAUGAUGAAUUCAAUGUUUUACUAGUUAGAGGAAAAUUAAUUAUUUGUAAUACAUUUUUAACUCAUUGUGCUGAUCAAAGGCUACCAGCAACUUUUAAGGUGGAAUGGUUUGUUUCAUGUUAAUCAAUGAGCUAAUGUGAACCAACGUAAGUUCAGUUCAGACCAAAGAUUCAAAUGUAGAUGAACUGAAAACAACCUUCACUAUAUGAGUUCAAACAUGGCUCAAAUAUAACUCCAAAGCAACCCUUAGGCUGGAGUUGGAUGUUUAAAUUUUAAUCAUAUGUUCAUGUAAAGAACUGGAUUCACCAUGAACUAGUUAUCCAUAUAUUUACCUCUGUACUAUGAAAGAUACUAGAGGAUUCCACUAUCAGAGAACUCAGGCUGCGUAGAACUGCCAGAAUAGCACAAUAUACCCAACAAACACACUGACAUUUGAGGAGAUGUCUGUCUUCUUAAUUCCAUCAUCAUAGCUUAAAAAA